AUGACGACCGUUCCCUUCUCCGUCUCGGGCAAAACGGCCAUCAUCACGGGCGCUGGCUCCGGCAUCGGUCUCGCCUUUGCCGAGCUGCUCCUCGACAAGGGGUGCAACGUUCUCUUCGCCGACAUCGCCCUGCGCCCCGAGGCGAAGACGGUGGUGGAGAAGCAUGCCGGCGGCGGCGGCCCCAGGGCCGUCUUUGUCCAGACGGACGUGAGAUGCUGGCCGCAGCUUCGACGCGUGCUGGACAAGGCCGUGGCCGAGUUCGGCUCCUUCGACAUCAUCUGUCCCGCCGCCGGCGUGUUCGAGCCCGCCUGGUCCAACUUCUGGCACCCACCGGGCUCGAAGCAGAGCGGCGACGACGACGACGGCGGGAGGUAUGCCCUGCUCGACAUCAACCUGACCCACCCGAUUCGAAUGACGCAGCUUGCCUUGUCGUACUGGCUUCACCCCGACGCCGCGGCUCCGUCGGCCGCCUCGUCACCGGCGUCCCCCUCAAACGCGAAGCGAGCGAUCCUCGUCUCCUCCAUCGCCGCCCAGCUUCCCACUUUCCAGUCCCCGCUCUACGGCGCAUCCAAGGCGGCCAUCUCGAGCUUCGUCCGCAGCCUGGGCCGCCUUGACUCGUCCCUCGGCGUGCGCGUCAACGCCGUGGCCCCGGGCAUCGUCCGCACGCCCCUGUGGCUCGAGCAUCCCGAGAAAAUCGUCAACCUCGACCAGGAGCGCGACGGUUGGGUGACGGCCGAGGAGGUGGCCGAGGUCAUGUUGUGGUGCCUCCAAUCCGACGACCUCGUAGGAGGCACCAUCGUCGAGAUCGGCAAGGACGUCACCCGCAACAUCUCCAUAUUCAACGACCCUGGGCCGGACAUGACUGUGGGAAAGGCCAUGACGGCAAGCAACGUAAAGGAUGGGGAUGCCACGGUGUGGGAUCGCCUCAAGGAUAAGAAUGCUUGGGCUUUGGGCCAGCAUGCCAAGCACGAGUGA
This is a messenger RNA of Drechmeria coniospora, 975 nucleotides long. Its product is annotated as nad-dependent 15-hydroxyprostaglandin dehydrogenase. NCBI's taxonomy places the organism in Eukaryota, Fungi, Ascomycota, Sordariomycetes, Hypocreales, Ophiocordycipitaceae. The record is from RefSeq and is a predicted model, not a curated record. Gene Ontology annotation, cellular component: cytoplasm. The coding region runs from base 1 to 975 and encodes 324 amino acids. The transcript is spliced from 2 exons. Gene Ontology annotation, molecular function: oxidoreductase activity, acting on the CH-OH group of donors, NAD or NADP as acceptor.